CGGACGACUCUGCACAGAUGGUGCUCUCCAUGGACCGCAGCCCGUACUCCCGCGCGGGGGACGGGGCGCGUGGCUGCUGGUACUACCUGCGCUAUUUCUUCCUCUUCGUGUCGCUUAUCCAGUUCCUCAUCAUCCUGGGCUUGGUCCUCUUCAUGAUCUAUGGCAACGUGCACGCCACCACCGAGUCCAGCUUGCGGGCCACCGAGAUCCGGGCCGACAGCCUGUACAGCCAGGUGGUGGGUCUGUCGGCCAAGCAGGCUAACCUGAGCAAACAGCUAAACAUCAGCGUGCUCGCCAAGGACUCCUUCAUGCAGCAGCUGCUGAACGCAAGGCGCGAGCUGGAGCGCAUCAACGCCAGCUUCCGCCAGUGCCACGGCGACUUGCUCACCUACAAAAGCUAUAAUCAGUUCAUUGCCGCCAUCAUCCUGAGCGAGAAGCAGUGCCAGGAGCAGCUGAAAGCGAGCAACAAAACCUGCGAAGCCUUGCUCUUCAAGUUGGGUGAGAAGGCUAAGACACUGGAAAUGGAGGUGGCCAAGGAGAAGGCAGUGUGCGCCAAGGACAAGGAGAGCCUGCUGGAGGGAAAGCGGCUGGCGCAGGAGCAGCUGGAGGCCUGUGGCAAAGCGCGGGAGUGGCAGCAGAAGGAGAAGCAGGUGGCCGAGGAGCAGCUGCGCAAGGUCCAGAACCUGUGCCUCUCCCUGGACCACGAGAAGUUCCAUGCGGACGCGCUGAACGUGUGGCGGGACUCGCUGAUGCAGCGCUCCCUGGAAGGCCUGGGCUACCACUACUCCCCGUUGGUCCCGGAUUUCGGGGCCCUUCGCCGCUCGUGCGAGCUCCUGCCCGGCGUGGUGAGCUCCAAAGUGGAAGAGUUGGCUCGCGGGCUGCGCGCGGGCAUCGAGCGCGUGGCCCGCGAGAACGCGGAGCUCCAGCGGCAGAAGAUGGAGCUGGAGCGCACGGUGCAGGGCGCAAAGGAGGUGCAGGCGCGCGCCGGGGCCGAGGCGCAGGCCCGGGAGAGCCAGCUGCGGGCGGAGUGCGCGCGGCAGGCGCAGCAGUCGCUGGAGGAGAAGGCGACGCUGCGCGCCCAGCUGGACGGCCUGGCGCGCGAGCUGGAGGCGCGCAAGCGCGAGCUGGAGCAGCUGCGCACCGAGGUGGAGGUUCGCAUCAACGCGCUGGACACCUGCCUCAAGGCUAAGUCCCAGCCAGUCGUCCUGCCGAGACUCACAGGCCCAGCUGCCCCCAACCCUCCACCCAUUGAUCCCGCUAGCCUGGAAGAUUUCAAGAAAAGAAUUUUGGAGGCGCAGCGGCCCCCUGUACUCAACCCCGCGGCCCCUCCCAGAUGCUUUAAGGAGCGCACGGCUGUGAGGUGGCAUCACAUCGACUCCUUCUGCAGUGACUGGAAUGGCACCCUACCGGUCUAUGAAGCACCUACAGCCCAGCUGUCACCCUAG
This is a messenger RNA of Acomys russatus (golden spiny mouse), 1445 nucleotides long. RefSeq names its product plasmalemma vesicle associated protein (gene Plvap). NCBI's taxonomy places the organism in Eukaryota, Metazoa, Chordata, Mammalia, Rodentia, Muridae. The transcript is spliced from 6 exons. The record is from RefSeq and is a predicted model, not a curated record. Gene Ontology annotation, biological process: regulation of vascular permeability; positive regulation of cellular extravasation. The coding region runs from base 18 to 1445 and encodes 475 amino acids. Gene Ontology annotation, cellular component: caveola.